AUGAGACUAGAAAAAGUGAUUUACGUUGACUCGGAUCCAUUGGAAUCAGAAGAGGAGGGUGUAGAUGUUGUGACGCCAUCCUGCGGGGAUUAUGUCAUGCAUUUCCUGACUGUCUUUUGGAAGGUCAUGUUCGCAUUUGUUCCACCCACAGAUUACCUUGGAGGUUGGUUGUGCUUUUUCGUUAGCAUCAUCGCUAUCGGUUUUCUCACGGCGAUUAUCGGCGAUCUGGCCUCAGCCUUUGGCUGUAGUGUUGGAUUAACCGAUGCUGUUACUGCAACGACAUUUGUUGCCUUGGGAACGAGCCUGCCGGAUACAUUUGCGAGCAAGGUGGCCGCCAUUGGCGACCCCUAUGCCGACUCCUCGAUCGGCAACGUGACCGGCAGCAAUGCGGUGAACGUGUUUCUGGGCAUUGGUGUGGCCUGGACAAUCGCGGCCAUUGUGCAUGCCGUACGAGGCACAAAGUUUUUCGUUCUGAAGGGCAGUCUCGGCUUCUCCGUGACCAUCUUCUGCAUAUUUGCCGUGUGUGCCAUCAUCGUGUUGCUGCUGCGCAGACGGAAACACGUAGGCGGCGAACUGGGUGGCCCACAAUGCGUCAAAUUGGCCUCCGCUCUUUUCUUCUUCCUGCUCUGGGCUGUCUACGUCCUUUUGACCUCAAUGGAGAAUUACUGUCUCAUCGCCGGCUUUUAA
Molecule: messenger RNA, 687 nt
Organism: Dibothriocephalus latus
Lineage: Eukaryota; Metazoa; Platyhelminthes; Cestoda; Diphyllobothriidea; Diphyllobothriidae
Source: the annotation of a GenBank genome assembly